Anopheles funestus (African malaria mosquito) is the source of this 1871-nucleotide messenger RNA. RefSeq names its product trypsin delta-like. The coding region runs from base 808 to 1770 and encodes 320 amino acids. Lineage: Eukaryota; Metazoa; Arthropoda; Insecta; Diptera; Culicidae. Gene Ontology annotation, biological process: proteolysis. Gene Ontology annotation, molecular function: serine-type endopeptidase activity. The transcript has 3 exons. The record is from RefSeq and is a predicted model, not a curated record.
GCUCAGGUUCAAUUUCUGGAGCUCUUGUGUGUCUAGUACGAAAACACAUAGGAUGUCUCAUACAUAACUACGGACAUCUGCGGCGUUGUGCGACGCGUACACAAAGCUAAAACUAAGGACUAAGGACUAUCUAUGGCGAUGUGUGCAAGCAGGGCGUGUGGAGAAGGAGAAUGAACCACGAGCUAGCUGAGCUGUUCAACGCUGCAGAUAUCUUCACGGUUGUCGAAACCGGGAGGAGACGAUGGCUGUGGCAAGUGAUGAGGAUGCCGGACUCAUGCCCCAUCAGGAAGGUGCUCGUCAGCGACCCAAACAGGAGGAGUCGAACAUGUCGGAGCUCAGAUGCAGCCGUGAAUGGAGGACGUCAGCCCUAGAUCAAGUUUCCUGGAAACGGUUUUGAGUCUUGUGCGUGUCUUCGCGACGUACUCCUGAGCAGGUCAUGAAGAAGAAGAAAAAGACGAGUAUAACUUCAUUUCAGCACGAUGUCUAAUAUGUAUACCAAACUUUCAUAUUGUGCAAAAGUUUUGGAACAAAUCCUUGAGACAAUUUAUUUGAGCAACAUUCGUGAUAAGGCAGUUUGGUAGGAGGAAAUGCUUAAUCAGAAUGUAAAAUCCUAGUCGAAGAUUAACUCAAUAAUACGGCAGAGACCGUAGUAUUAAAUAAACAAAUAUAUAAGAUUCGAUCUCAUCGCUAUUUGAACAGAUGAAACUUUCUCAAGAAGGUACAUUAUUGCACGUCUACUGUAUAUCCUAGUGGAAGAAAACAACUUCGUUUUAGCAACAUGCAGCUACGUUUACCGCAUAUACACGCAUGUAUAUGACGCUGUUAAAUAAAGCCAAAACUUCCAUCACAUGUGUAGGAAAAACAUCUGUUGAAAAGGUGAUGGAUUUUUGGGAUUUAAAUACGAACACGGAUUUGGAUCGUAACCAUACUUGUAGUGAACGAACCAUGAAGCAAGUGAUCGGUCUAGUGCUUUUGGGACUGUUCUGCAGCAAUGCUGUGCUGGCAGAUGAUAAUGUCGAGACUCACACGGAUGGCGUAUCGCAAUCUGGACGUAUUGUCAACGGUGUCGGAGUGAACAUUGCCAGCCACAAAUUUGCAUUGAGUAUGCGUUAUGAUAAUCAAUUCUACUGCGGUGCUAGCAUCAUUACUGGUUCCCAUGCGUUGACCGCAGGACAUUGCGCGUAUGAUGUUCGUAACAGUCCAAAUAUGAUCACUUUAUACGGAGGUAGCACAUCUCCCUACACAGGGGGCUUUACAAUUCCGGUGAUCAGUAUAGUGGUUCAUCCCAAUUACAAUCCCAAUGCAGCACCCGGAACGUCUGAUUUCGAUGUAGCUGUCUUAACGGUACCCAGGAACGCAUUCGUUGGAAAGCCAAACAUGGCUCCGAUAGUACUCCAAGGCGCGGAAUUACCGGCUGGUACACUUUGCUACGUAGUUGGAUGGGGUCGUACAAACAUUAACGGACCAGCACCUACAAGUGAUUUACGCUUUGCCAGCAUGUACAUCGUAUCGCAGGGUACUUGUGCUGCAUCGUGGACCCCAUACCCAGAUCAACCAAUUACGUCUAAUAUGAUUUGUGCCAAGUACAGCAAUGGAGUGGAUGUUUGCAAAGGAGACAGUGGUGGCGCUUUCGUGUGUGGUGGACGACUGAGUGGAAUCAUUUCCUUCACCAAUCCCGACUGUAACAGUGUCUGGCCAGCCGGUUUUGCUAAGAUUAGUGCACCCAGCAUUCGCAACUUCAUUCCUAGCCAAACGGGGAUUCAAUAUUGAUAAAAGAUGAUCGGGGUGAUCGAGUAAAUCAUUACACUGUCGAUAAAAUAUAGUGCCAUCCUAUCAUAUGGAGACCGGUGCAAAUGAAUCCGCUAUGGAGC